Emys orbicularis (European pond turtle) is the source of this 636-nucleotide messenger RNA. RefSeq names its product ATP synthase peripheral stalk subunit d (gene ATP5PD). NCBI's taxonomy places the organism in Eukaryota, Metazoa, Chordata, Testudines, Emydidae. The record is from RefSeq and is a predicted model, not a curated record. The coding region runs from base 79 to 564 and encodes 161 amino acids. Gene Ontology annotation, biological process: proton motive force-driven ATP synthesis. Gene Ontology annotation, molecular function: proton-transporting ATP synthase activity, rotational mechanism. The transcript has 6 exons.
UAUGAUUGGUUGGCGUCGGACCGGGUUUCCGGAGGGUGCCUAGCAGCAGGGUGGUGGCGGUCGCUGAAGAACACAAAAAUGGCAGGUCGCAGAGCUGCUCUGAAAGCGAUUGACUGGAUGGCAUUUGUAGAGAGAGUGCCUCCCAAUCAGAAAGCUAUGUUUAAUGCCCUGAAAACACGCAGCGAUGCUCUUUCAGCCAAGUUGACCUCCUUGCCAGAAAAGCCCCCGGCUAUUGAUUGGGUUUAUUACAAGACUGCAGUUGCUAAGGCUGGCAUGGUGGAUGAGUUUGAAAAGAAGUACAAUGCACUAAAGGUUCCUGAGCCUGUGGACACACAAACAGACAAGAUACAUGCCCAGGAGCAGGAAGCUGCUAAGAGUGCUGCUGAAUAUGUACAAGCCUCUAAAUCCCGUAUUGUCCAGUACGAGAAACAGCUUGAGAAGUUCAAAACCAUGAUUCCAUUUGAUCAGAUGACAGUUGAGGACUUGAAUGAGGUCUUCCCUGAAACCAAACUGGACAAGGAGAAGUAUCCAUACUGGCCACACAAACCUAUUGAAGACCUGUAAAUCUGUCUGAAAGCAGUUUCUGGUAACUGUCAAAUUCUCUAGAAUCUUUUAAAUAAAGUAAUUGUACGGGGC